Messenger RNA from Centrocercus urophasianus (Greater sage-grouse), 6188 nucleotides. RefSeq names its product SEL1L adaptor subunit of ERAD E3 ubiquitin ligase (gene SEL1L). Lineage: Eukaryota; Metazoa; Chordata; Aves; Galliformes; Phasianidae. Gene Ontology annotation, molecular function: protein binding. Gene Ontology annotation, biological process: ERAD pathway. The transcript is spliced from 21 exons. Gene Ontology annotation, cellular component: endoplasmic reticulum membrane. The record is from RefSeq and is a predicted model, not a curated record. Bases 1 to 2376 code for a protein of 791 amino acids.
AUGGGGCGGCGGGUGCGUCUCGCGCUGCUGCUGUGCGUCGCGGUUCUGCGGGCCGCGGGGUUGGCGGCGGCUGAUGAAGAAGGGAAUCAAGAUGAAUCACUGGAGUCAGAGGCUUUACCUGCAGAGGACCAGGUAAAGGACCAUUCUGCAGGAACUCGAGUGGUAGCAGGUCAGAUCUUUCUUGAAUCAGGGAAGUCAGGCUCUCAGCCUGAGGAUGAAGAGAACUUCCACAGUCAAGAGGAAGAAAAAGAGAAUUCUCUGGAAGAGUUGAACUCUCUAGACAUGUCUGACCUAUUAAAUAAGGAUUUGGAAGAUGCAGAAAUACAGAGUCCAGUUUUGACAGCUAUUGGAGGCACUGCAGAUGGUGAACCUUGCCACUUCCCCUUUUUGUUUAUGGAGAAGGAAUAUGCAGAGUGUACUGCAGAUGGGAGGGAAGAUGGCAGGCUUUGGUGUGCAACAACCUAUGAUUACAAGAAAGAUCAAAAGUGGGGCUUCUGUGAAACUGAAGAGCAGUCCAAUAAGAGGAGGCAGAUGCAAGAAGCUGAGGAUAUUUAUCAGACUGGAAUGAAAAUCCUUAAUGAAAGCACCAAAAAGGCUCAGAAGAAAGAAGCAUAUCAGUAUCUUCUGAAGGCAGCUGACAUGAAUCAUACCAAGGCAAUGGAGAAAGUGUCUUACGCACUGUUGUUUGGGGAUUACUUGAAGCAGAACAUACAGUCAUCUAAAGAGCUAUUUGAAAAACUAACAGAAGAAGGUUCUCCUAAAGGACAAAUGGCACUUGGAUUUCUGUAUGCAUCUGGUCUAGGAGUCAAUUCUAGUCAAGCUAAGGCCCUGGUCUACUACACAUUUGGAGCUUUAGGAGGAAAUCUGAUAGCCCAUAUGAUCUUGGGUUACCGUUACUGGGCUGGGAUAGGAGUCCUGCAAAGCUGUGAAUCUGCUCUCACUCACUAUCGACUUGUAGCUAAUCACGUUGCUAGCGAUAUUUCAUUGACUGGUGGAACUGUGGUUCAGCGGAUUCGCUUAGCAGAUGAAGUAGAAAAUCCAGGAAUGGCAAGUGGAAUGUUGGAAGAAGACUUGAUUCAGUAUUACCAGUUUGUAGCAGAGAAAGGAGAUGUACAAGCGCAGGUUGGUCUUGGACAAUUGCACUUGCAUGGAGGAAGAGGAGUAGAGCAAAAUCAUCAGCGCGCAUUUGAGUACUUCAAUCAAGCAGCUAAUGCUGGCAACUCACAUGCCAUGGCCUUUCUAGGAAAGAUGUACUCAGAAGGAAGUGAUGUUGUACCUCAGAAUAAUGAAACAGCUCUUCAGUAUUUCAAGAAAGCUGCUGAUAUGGGUAAUCCAGUUGGGCAGAGUGGGUUAGGAAUGGCUUAUCUCUAUGGAAGAGGUGUUCCAGUGAACUAUGAGCUAGCUCUGAAGUAUUUCCAGAAGGCUGCAGAACAGGGAUGGGUUGAUGGACAACUUCAGCUGGGUUCCAUGUAUUACAAUGGUAUUGGAGUCAAGAGAGACUAUAAACAAGCUUUGAAAUAUUUUAAUUUGGCCUCCCAGGGUGGCCAUAUUCUGGCUUUUUACAAUCUGGCUCAGAUGCAUGCUACUGGCACUGGAGUGAUGCGUUCUUGUCAUACUGCUGUUGAGUUGUUUAAGAAUGUUUGUGAACGAGGACGCUGGUCUGAAAGACUUAUGACUGCAUACAACAGCUAUAAAGAUGGCGAUUCAAAUUCUGCUGUUGUUCAGUAUCUUCUUUUGGCAGAACAAGGCUAUGAAGUUGCACAAAGCAAUGCUGCUUUCAUACUUGAUCAAAAAGAAGCUAGCAUAGUAGGAGAAAAUGAAACAUAUCCACGAGCGUUGCUUCACUGGAAUAGAGCAGCUUCUCAAGGAUACACAGUUGCAAGAAUUAAACUUGGAGAUUACCAUUUCUAUGGAUUUGGUACUGAUGUUGAUUAUGAAACAGCAUUUAUUCACUAUCGACUGGCAUCAGAGCAGCAGCACAGUGCCCAAGCGAUGUUCAAUCUGGGCUACAUGCAUGAGAAGGGAUUGGGCAUCAAGCAGGAUAUUCAUCUUGCAAAACGAUUCUAUGAUAUGGCUGCUGAAGCAAGCCCAGAUGCCCAGGUUCCAGUCUUCCUAGCUCUUUGCAAGCUUGGAGUGAUAUACUCUAUGCAGUAUAUACGAGAAAUCAAUUUAAGGGAAGUCUUCUCACAUAUUGAUAUGGACCAGCUGCUUGGGCCUGAGUGGGACCUUUACCUUAUGACCAUCAUCACCUUGCUUCUGGGAACAAUUAUAGCUUAUAGACAAAGGCAACAUCAGGCAAUUCCCAGACCAGCAGGACUACGACCAGCUGUGCCUCAACAAGAACCACCACCUCCAGAGCAUCAACCACCACAAUAGCAACAAGGGCCUCGGUAAAAGAACUGGAUUUUUCCAAGAAGAACAACUUUCAUUGUGAUUUAGGACUUCAGAUUAAUCGUCCCUUCCAUAAAAGAGGCACAGAGAAGUUAAUAAGGAUUAAAGUAUGAAAGCUGCUUAGAAUGAUGCCUUUUUUCAGGGAUAAGAAAUUUCUUCUGAAACUGAUUUGAAUGUUAUUUCAGUGCCAAUGGAAUAACACUAUGGCUUUUUUCAUGGAAACACAAGUGUGCUACUACAAAAAAAUGUUGCCUGCUGUAUCUAGUUUCUCUUUAUUCAGAGUCCUUUUCAUCUUAGAGAGAGAGAGAGAGAGAGAGAGAGAGAGAGAGAGAGAGAGAGAGAAGGCUAGCAUUAGAAGACUUUUGCCUGUCUGAUAGCAGCUGCCCUAUAAAAAUAAUGAAUUUAUGGCCAGUUUCAUUCCAAGAAGCUGAACUGUAUUUGAAGUCCAAAACAGUUGGAGCUCUAUGAAUUCAUAUUCUGAUCUCCACCUCAAGUAUUUCUACAAUCCUUAUUUGAUUUAUUUCUUACUCUUUGGUCUUCUAUGCUGUCUUGAAAAGUUUAAUCUGGAUUAUUUAUAAGUUCUGUAAAACUAAACCAGCAAAUAUGUAAUUGCAUUUGUGCUUUUUUUUUUUUUCCGGUAUUUUCCCUCAUUAUCAUCAAAGUAGACAGUUGUCAACAGUUAGUAUAUAGCCCAGGAGGAGAGUUGAAAUAGAUAGUGUUUGUAAAACUAAUUAGUUGCAAACUGUGCAGGCCCGGAUCUCACAUCCUUCUGAAAAGUUUUUUGGAGUCUCUUAACUUGCAAUCCUUAGUAAUGUAAGGAAAAGUUAGUAGUAUCUUUAAAUAGUGUAACCUUGUUGUUACAGACAUGCCAAGUCUAUUUACAUUGCAGAAAGCAGCAGAGUUAGUGUGGGCACUGAAGAAAGAACAGAACCAUAUGCCUUCCUGGUUUUAAGUAGAGAAAACCUUGUAUUUUAUUUCCAACAAUGCUUCAUGUUAUCUGCACUGUAAGAAGAUCCUCUUGCAGAUGAAGUGUAGUAUCUUAUGUGCAUCUGUUUAAUGCAUCCGCAGCAAAAAAAUAGAAGGGUCCCAAAGGCAUGUACUUUCUACAGAAAGGUGUGGAUUUAAGCCAGUGAUGCUACAAGUUCAGUUAACUGAUUAAAAAAUCCUGUGUUAAAUCACAGCAGUGGCCUACCCUUUUUGUACUGGGCAUACAUAAGAAAGUCAGCCAAUGUUUGAGUAGCUGUACAACCUGAGGAUCCCUGUAACAAAAUUUGAAGACAGCUAAUGUUAUUGACUCUUGACACCACCGAAUUAGUGUUGGCCUUUUUUGGAGUAUAGAGAGUAUGUAUGACCUGUGGGCAUAUGUUUUUAGACUGCAAGAAGCUAGUGACAGUUUGUCAUUGAACUACAAUUUCAGAGUAUGAGGUUGGAAAACAGUAUCAUAGGUGUAACAAAUACAGAUGUUUGUGCUCUUGGCAAAUCAGUUAAGUACCUAUUUCUGUGCUAGCGUUUGAACUCCUGAAUAUGCUGUCCUGUCUUAAAGUAGAAUGAAAUACAAAGAUAAGGCUUUAGCUUCUCUCUGACAAAAUCUACUUCAUUCAAAGGGUUAAGAGCUUUCUUUCAUAUACUUUUUUCAGUGCAUUGGCAGCUUCAGUGCAUUGGCAUAGACUUUGAUCUGUUUUUAUACUUAAUGCAAUUGUUGCAUAAUAUAUCUGUAGUUUGGGAGAGAGGGAAAGAAAGAUGCUAUUCUGUGAACUGAAACGUCAUGGAUGACUUAAUAUUAAAAUAGAGGUAGAGCUUCUCAGUACUUGAAAAUGUUUCUUCUGGUUAUGUGGAGACAAAUCCAUUGUUGUAGUUUGAUGGAGGGUUGCAGCAUGUGGCAGAGGAAUGUUUUUGUUUCAGUCUUUUUCAUCAUUAUCAGUUGGAACAGUAUUGAACUGAAAUGUAGAGUCUGGAAUGUACAGCACUCCCCAGUUGCAUUUCUGAGGUACCUGUGACUUCUGAGCACUUCUUCUGACCUCUUUCUUUUUGCCUCUGUCACCUAAUAGUUCUUUUCUAGCUCAGCAUGAAUAAAUUAAAGAUUAUAUGGGAAAUGUUUUCCAGUUAACUAUCACUGAUUCGUUGAUCUCUUAGGAUGUUUAAUAAUUUUGUUAAUGCUUUAUUAAAAUGUUUUUGUUGUUUUUAUCUGCUAGAACUAAAUUCUAAAAGCUCUGUUUGCAUGAGACUCUCUCAUCAUUGUUGCUAUGUGACAGUCUUACAGCUAGCUUUUCACUGAACUGAUGCAUUUUUACAGCUAAGAAAUCAGCGGAAGAAAAUGGCUGGAGAUCAGCGAAUUAUUCCAUUUUACAGAACUGCUUUUUGAAGAAGCAAUAAGGAAGUCUUUCUGCUUUUUUCCCUGCUUUCUACCAAAUUGCUACCACUAACUUUUUUCAGAUGACAUUCAUUUGAGUGAAGUGGUAGUAGUAAAGAAGUACUUACCAGGAGUAAUAGCAAGUUAACUCAGGGAUUAAAGAAAUGAAUACAUUUUCUAAACCAUUUGUCAUACAACAUCACUUCAGCUUCUGAGACAAUCCCUUGCUACUCUACUCUGAAACUUGCAUUUUGAGAGAAAUGUGUUUAACUCUUACUAGCAAUAUGUUUCUUGUGUGCUUGGUUUGUCAAACUGCUUUUUUCCCUGAGGAAUUGGAUUGCUCAGUUGUUUGCGGUGAAGUGCUCUUCCCUUUUGGUAAUAGAUUGUCCUAUAGCUUGUAUGCAGAAUUAUUUUAGAAGGGAUACUUAAUUUUAAGAUAAGCAUUUUUACUUAUCUGAAGUGUUUUUUGAAUGGAAAAACUGUAUUCUUUGUGAUUACUUAGGUCAAAUAGGCAUGCUCUGGCCUUCCCAGACACCUGCUGUUUUCUCCCUGAAGGGAAAAUAACAACUAUAAAGAGCAGUAGCUAUUGUCAGUGGGAGUUCUGUAUGCAAGAAAACAGUGGAAAGAUGUGGUGGGAAAUAUUUUUCUACACCUGCAUCAUUAAGUAAGCACAUCAGCUGCUUCAGCUGUUCUUGCAGUCUGAAAAUAACAUGAAACUGUUGAGAAAACUAAGAUUCUACUUCUUCCCUUUGAGAUUUGCCCCAGGACUUAAUCUAUCAAAACAAUUUUCCUUGCUUUGUAUGUCUGUUGUAGGAGAAUCUAAGUACAGGUAAAAUCUUUGAUAUAAAUAUCCCAGUGAGACUCCUGAAGCAAACUUUAUUUACUUCUUAGUCAUCUUCCAUGAAACAUCAGCUGCUCUUAUUAAACUUAAAAGUUUAAAAAAUAAAAAAAUGAAAAAAAAAAAAAAACUAUCAAAUAUUCUUCUUGGAGAAGAGCAUUAAAUUGUGGGUUGUGAAAGGACUUUUAAGACUAUGCAUUAUUUAGUUUCCACCUACUUUAUGCUAGUUUUGGCCUUUAAGGAUUAUAUUACAGGGGGUCAUAGUCACUUUUGCAAGUUGCUUUAUUUUUAGAUAGGCAACAAUAAACUGAAAUUUUAUUUUUGUUUCAGAGAAUAUUAAACUAAACAAAACUUAGUUUGGUUUGAGAACUACUGGAAAUGCAUAUGGCAUAGGAUUCCCCCCUCAAAUAGUCCUUUGUUUUUAUCGGCUGCAGUUCUUUAAAGAGUCUUGUAGGACUUUUGUAAAUUUAUUUUGUAUUUAAAAUCAGUAUAAAGGCUGGUCAAAUGUAAUAUAAUUGUGUAAACAAAUUCUGUUAAUAGAAAGAUGUACAGAUUCAUUUUGUACUGUAUCUUUAAUCUUGUGAAAUAAAGAUACCACUUGUGUGGUUA